AUGUCUGUGCAAAAUGAUAACGAUGACGUUUUGAAGAAUGCUUAUAGACAUAUUAAACUCUAUGCUGAUUUGUCCGAGGUCAACGCCAAGCAUCCCAAAUACAAUCCUAAUGAUGAGAGGCAAUUCCGUCCGUGUGUUUCAUUCAAUACGGUGCCAUUAACACUGGGUAGCAGUGCAUUAGAUGACCCAUUAGCGGAUUUCCCAGGUGUUCAGAUUCCACCUGAGUUCUCAUUAGACGAUCUUUGCAGCAAUGAAGGAAUUGCUCGUACUGUUGCAAAUACCCAUAACGAUUAUUAUUCACCACGAGGACCGGCAUCUCAGAAUAAAAGGUUGACCCAUAAGUCUCUGGCGGAAUCUUUCAAAAGGUCGGAAAAUGGUAAAAUUGUUAGAGUUGAUUACCCCAGUGAACCUGCAAUCUUUAACGAUGCCUUGAUAUUGACAAAGUCAAAAAAUCAAUGGCACCAUUUGUGGAACGAAAAAAAGGCAUAUUUUGCUGCUAAAUUAGAUGAAAAAUACAAAUGGUUUCAAUAUCCUACUAUUCUUUUCCCUCCAACAGGUACGAAAUCUGCUGUGAUGAGUAGUGAUGGAUUUAUACCAUUGUCCAAGGAACAGAGACGUAAGGAGAAAGUUUUAAAUUUAAAAUUGGGACAUCUACCGAACCCUAGAACUAUUUUGUGUCACAUUAGCGGCAGACGUCAUACCUGGGUUGCAUUAGAUUGGGCUCUGCGGCAAUUGGCUCAAGAUACUGAUUACAUCGUUGUUGUGGCAAGUUUACCAAGAUUUUCAAGCAGUGUAAAUGACAGGUCAAGAUCGAAGAUUCGAGGUGGAAGUUCUCAAUACAGAUCGUUAUCUGUAGGACCUAAUAGUGGGGAAAAUGAAACGAUCCAUCAAAACUUUAUCGGAUGGUCAUCUGGUUAUAAUAGAUAUGAUGUGGAAAGUAAGAUUAUGGAUAUAUUUGAGUACAUUAAAGUUAUAUUGCCACCCAAAUUAGCCGUAAAGAUUACCGUGGAUGUAGUUGUUGGGAAGACUAAGAAAGUUAUGGUAGAUGCAGUCAACUGCUACACACCAGAUUUCUGUGUUGAAGGUACUUUGAAAUGGGAAAGAACAGAUAAAUUGGUUGUUUACAAAUCUAGGUUUCUUAAGGAUGUUCUUUGUACCAAGUUCUCCGUCCCAGUAUUUAUCGUGCCAGCAAAGAGAUUGUACGAUUUUGAAGCAAAAAUGGAAAGAGAAUUUUUACCAAAGGUUACAGACGUGGGCGGUAUAACUGCUGAAGAAUUAAAACCUUCUCCUCUUACCAUGGAGACUUUGAGUAGAACGAAGACUGAACCAUCCAAUUUUGAUUCCAGAGAUUCGUUAGUAUUAAAUUAUUCUAGCGCCGAAAAGAGUAGCGUUGACUAUGAUACUGAUGAUGAUAGUGGUGAAGACAGUGGCGAUUAUUCUGAUAAAGAUGAUAUGACAGUAAGUGAAAAAUUAAGUUCGGCUAGACUAAUACAUAGAAAAAAUAUGAUGAAGGAAUUGCAGAGUGUUGAAUCCAAUGAUAAGUUAGAUUAUGCCCAGAAGAAAGUGGGAGCCCUGGAUAGUAUCAUUAAGGAAACAUUGGAAUUUUCUGAAGAACUAAAGAGUAUCACUGAAGAGGAUUUCAAAGGCGAUGAAGGUGAAGAGCUAAAUCAAUUGAAGAGAGUUAUCACUGGAAGUACUAGAGUUUUACCCAAUUCUAAAAAAUCGAUGCUUGACGUUCUCGAUACGCCAGGCCCUGACAGCCCUGAUCAUCACAAGCGUUCAACUGCCCCUCGCCGAAAACCUCGUUCUGGUCAAAUUAAGUUUGCCCCAAAUGUAAAUGCCAAGGAUGGUAAUAAGGCGUUGGGUAAUUCUCGUGGUAAAGGCUAUCUGGACGUGGCUCGUCCUUCUUUAGGCUCACAAUCUUACUCCUACAAUCAAAUAGAUGGCGCGGGAAAGCCUUAUAAUGAGGAAGAACUACGCAGGGUUAGUACUGGGGAUGGUACGGUACCAUUGCGUAAGGUUGUAAGUGCUAAUAACGUGGCAAGAGUUAAAUCCAAUGAUUCAAAUUCAUUAUUGCCAAUACAUUCAUCGGGAUCAGUGCCAGGAUCUCGUUCUUCUUCAUCACGUCGUAAUCGUCAUUCCAAGAAAAGCAGCGGUGGUGGUGGGUUAUUAUCAUUUUUAAUCCCUAGCGGCUCAAGAAGCCAUUCUCACAGUAGACGCAGCAGUAGCGACAGUGACGGUGAACGUAGUAGCGUGAAAAGUCCUCAAGAGGGCAAGAAGAAGAGGUCGUUUUUCGGGUGGUAA
This is a messenger RNA of Zygosaccharomyces rouxii, 2304 nucleotides long. RefSeq names its product Jip4p (gene JIP4). Bases 1 to 2304 code for a protein of 767 amino acids. The record is from RefSeq and is a predicted model, not a curated record. The transcript has a single exon. Lineage: Eukaryota; Fungi; Ascomycota; Saccharomycetes; Saccharomycetales; Saccharomycetaceae.